Messenger RNA from Kwoniella mangroviensis CBS 8507, 3168 nucleotides. RefSeq lists its product as uncharacterized. Lineage: Eukaryota; Fungi; Basidiomycota; Tremellomycetes; Tremellales; Cryptococcaceae. The transcript is spliced from 4 exons. The record is from RefSeq and is a predicted model, not a curated record. Bases 1 to 3168 code for a protein of 1055 amino acids.
AUGGACCCCCUUCCUGAUGCUCCCCCAACAACGCCGACCGAAAGUCCAGUAUUCUUGCCUUCCUCUGAUCAUCCACUAUCCUCAGCUCAACCUAUCGUGGAAGAGACGAACGGAAAAGGAAGAACGAACAAGUUAGGGAUGGGAAAAGAUAAAUUUGGAUGGGGUGAUCUACCUGUAGGAGUCUUACACCUUAUUUUCUCCCAUGUCAUCGAACUUCCUCCUCCUGAUAAUUGUAUUUUCCAAACAUGGCGAAACCGACCUCCAAGCUUUGAAAUUGCUUUGGCGAUCGAGCAGAGAAUAAGGUUAUGCGCUUUAAGGAGAGUCAGUCUAGGUUGGAAGUCUGCCGCCGACUCUCACUCAUUCUGGCCGACCUAUACCCUGCUUCUCGACCCUUCUCGACCUCAUUCUUCCACUUUAGCAGAUAUCAACUCUGCCCGUCUGACACCUUCCACACCAUCUUUCCCUACCCUCUUCCAUCGAGCGAGAUAUACCACCCUCCACAAUUGUAUCCCAUGUCGACUCAAUCACCCAUCCCGAUUAGGUCUGUACCCUGCCGUCCGGCGUCGUCUGACAUAUUCCAAGAAAUUCGGAUACACCCCAACUUGCGAGAAACAUUAUAAUCAUUUUUGUUCGGGGUGUUACAGAGAAUACGGCAUAGAAUCCUUAUCGCCUACUCCUCCAGCCAUCGGUGGUGGAAGGUAUAUGAGAAAUGUCACACCGGUCGUACCGACAAGUACAGGUUUAUUAGCUUGUAAUCCAAAAGAUACAGAUGAAGAUGGGACUUAUCGCCUUAGAAAUGAUUUGAUCUGCCGGGACUGUAGACGAAUCGCAAUCUCAAACGAACUUACCAAUCUCCUCAAAGAAUGUUCAAGAACUGCCGAUACUGAAAUCAUGGUUGUGGCUGGGGUCAUUAGGGGAUUGAACAAUGACUGGAUCAGUAACCAAUAUGUCAAGGAAUACAUCGAAGAAUCGACCUAUACGUGUAUCAUCAUGGCGAACAAGGCAGUUGAAUUACAAUGGUUAAUGAGUCAUACGAGAUAUACAGAAUUAUGGGGUACUGCGACGGAAUUACAGAGAAAUGAGAGAAUGAUGAAAGCAAGAUACAUCAAAUAUGAUUUCAAUACUAGAUUCAUUGAAAGUCCUCACGAGAAACAACAGAGAUUGAUCAAAGAGUAUGAACUGAAGGGAGAAGAUUUUGAAGGAAAAGAAAGUUUGGAAGACUAUCAUGAGUUUACGGAUCUGUGUAAAAAGUGGAUAGAACAGUACAGAAGAAGGUUUUAUAAUGGCGGAGAAAGUGAUGAAGAUGAUUUAUUGGUGUACGAUGAUGAGGAGGAGGAAGAUGAGGAGGAGGAAUUGAGAGUGAGUAGAGGAGAGCUGAAUGAGAAGUACCAGACAAAACUUCAAGAAGGAUGUAUAAACGACUGGCUUAAUGACAGAGUUCGAUUUGGAUCUUGGGUAUCACCCUCAGAUGAAGUGUUGGGAUAUCAAAUUCGAGUUUCGCCCAUUUCCGGUGAAUCAUCAAGUAUACAUACACCAUUCGCACAAAUGUGCCGACAUGCCAAACAUCCUUUAUCUAGAUUUAUCCAUAUCGACUAUAACCCGAUCGAAGCUGAAUAUGAUUCCGCCGGGUUGAUCACCCUUAAUCCUCUUGACAUCGACGAGGAGACCGAUCCGUUCCUACCUCCCGAAAGGCUAUUACAGAAACUUGACGGAUUGUAUGAAGAUAAAUUACGAUCCAAUAUCACUCCACCUCUAGCAGAAUUAGUGAGAAAAAUCAGAGAAUGGUUUGGGAACGAUGAUGUCGCUGAACAGUAUUGUGAGAGACUGACUGUAGGGGAUAUAAUUAAGAAAUUGGAUGAUUGGGAAUUAUGGGUAUCUAGAAAAUUGAUUGAGCAUAUCAAAGUUGCCGAAGGUAGACGGGCUUUUGGCUCUGAUUCUGCGUCUGUCGCUACGGCUACCACACGUAUCGAAGCAAAGAUUGCCCGUGAUUAUAAUCAUGGACAAAAAUCACCCAAGAUCGAAUUAAUUCAAGAAGAACAUCGGUCGCCCACGAUGGCUGAAUAUGGUAUAGAGGAAAUCGCAUUCACCGCUCCUUCGGACCGAGAUGAACAUGAUGAUGGUAUAUCUUCAACUCCUGCGGUCGACACGCCGAGGAGAAGGGAGGAUGGUGAAGUUGAAAGUUCUCCGAAAUUGGGCAAGAGAAAAUCACCCAAUGAACAACAAGGUGCUUUACCCGAAAAGAAAGUUCGACAUUCACCUCCUAUGCCCAACACACCUCAAGAAGGUACCGGAGAUAUGCCUGUUACCCCAUCCGAUCGAGCGUUUAUAGAAGAUGAUAUAGACUCGUCGACACAACGAAAACGCAAAUUACCUCCAUCGCCUGAGACGCAUCAUAUUGAUCGACUUGCGAGGCCAGUGUCCCCUCCUGCACCAUUGCGAUAUUACCUGGACCGAGUCAAGGAUGGCACUCACACCAUAGAGUUGAGUGCGUCUAACGGUUCUUCUAUGCCUACUACUCCCACUCCGCUGGUUGGAGUCGAUGCAGAUUUGAUGUUGGAUGAAGAAGAGGACAAUGCUAUGGUAUCUGAAAGAUCGGAAACUGAGAUAAGCAGUCACGAUACGGUAGGUACGAUGCCUAUCACGCCUACACCUGAAGCGGAAGAAUGGACAGGGAGUCUGAAGGAUGGACAUGGGGAACAUGGGACAUCACCCGAUGCCAAAAAUCACGUUGGUAGAACGGAAUCGAGGGGACUGAAAGAAGUGGUCACUAUUGUUGAUGCCACUACUGGACAAAUCACAUCACUUGAAGCUGAAGAAGAAGAAUCGACAGAAGAAGAGGAAGAAGGUGAGAUGUAUGAUGGCAUCGAAAAUGACAAUGAAGAAGAAGAAAACAACGCUAGUCAUACAUCAACGGCGACACGAUCCGUACUUAGAGAAUAUUUACAGCGACAAGAAAAGCAUAUGCCAUUCUUACCUCUAUGCCCACUCGGUGUACAUUGGAAUCUAGGUGAAAAAACCAAUUCGAUCAUCCUGAAAGUGUUUUACGAGCAGAGAGAAGUUUUGAGAAUUUGUAGAUGUACGAUAUGCGAGAGAAGUAAAGGUAAAAGGGAGGCGGCGGAAGGUGUUUUACAGGGUUUGAUUUAUGGAGGAGGUCAUUGGGUAAAUUGA